This is a messenger RNA of Uloborus diversus, 3390 nucleotides long. RefSeq lists its product as uncharacterized. Lineage: Eukaryota; Metazoa; Arthropoda; Arachnida; Araneae; Uloboridae. The coding region runs from base 210 to 2717 and encodes 835 amino acids. Gene Ontology annotation, molecular function: transmembrane transporter binding. Gene Ontology annotation, cellular component: plasma membrane; secretory granule. The transcript is spliced from 8 exons. Gene Ontology annotation, biological process: negative regulation of calcium ion-dependent exocytosis; negative regulation of voltage-gated calcium channel activity. The record is from RefSeq and is a predicted model, not a curated record.
GGAUGCUCCACUAACUGCUCGGGACGGGCAUGCAGCUUCCAGCCGCCGAACGUCUGCCGCCGCCGAAGUCCAGCCCGGGCCAUGCCCCGACCUCCGAGCCGGCGAUUCUCUCCGCGGCCAGCGAUGACGGCGUGGCCCAUGGUCGCAAGAUCAGGCCUUUCCAUGCAGGGUGCUCACAUUGGCGGACAUAAACAGAGCUCUCCCCCGCCAUGAUACCCACAAACCGAAACAAUCCUCAGCAGAUCAUCCCUCAGAAUGCUCUUACCGUUGAUAAGCACACUACUAUAUAUGUUCUUCUUGCUGGGGUUGCCGGAGGGUUGGUGCUGGCUGUGGUGGUCAUGGUCUGUUGCAAGGUGUGUCUUCGAAAAAAGAAACCUUUUACACGGCAGCAUGUCGUGUUCAACAGGAGUUCAGACAGGCAGCACAGUAGGGCCCGAAAGUAUCACAGCCUAGAUUCGGCAGUCAGCUUGGACAUAGAGACAAGCUGUGGUUAUCCGGACAGCUCUGCUUCGUCCAGAGAGCUGAAAGAAUUCGAUCCUGAUGAGCUCCUAGAGAGUGGAUUGUCUCAAUCAUGGAUGCAAGCACCGGACAAUGGAACAGAAGACUUUGGCGAAGAUAUCGAGUUACAAGAGUUACCGAAGACAAGGGCCUCAAUGAAAGGAAAAAGUGCAGUGGUUCCCAAAAGAGAUCCAAAGAGAGAAGAUCAUUCGGACUCGUCAUCCCCAGAAAGGCCUCCAGAACCUACUAGUGUUGUGAGGCGGAGAUCAUCAGUUGGUAUACAAAGGCAGGCUUCUGUUUGUUUGUCUGAUGAAGAAGAUCAAACGAUUGUGGACCCUAGACAACACUCUGGUGAAAGGCAACAGCAUUCAAGGACACCUGCGCUACCCCAGCGUGAAGUAACGAGAGUUGCAGCAAUAGUUCACCGCAGCUGCAAUGAUAAACCUCCCCCGCCACACAGUUGGGAUCAAACAUCUGUAUGUUCUUCCAGUUCACAGCCUGUAAUGGGGAUUCGUCACCACCCUUUCAUUCAUUCGCAUUCAUCUCCUGAUUCAGGGAGCACUGCCAAUAUGCUUAAUCAAAAACAUGGGCGUGUUAUAAGCACCCAUUCAUUGCAUGGAAUUCCUGCUGAUUUAGCGCGAGUUGUUGAUCUUGAAGACUAUCAUUAUAGCAGGCAACAAGUUUGGGAACUAGCUGCCCAAGGUGAAGCUCUUUUAAAAGAUAAGUCUCGGUCAAACCUAGAUGUUGUUGGUGCCACUGAAGGAUGGACAGAUGAUCCUUCUCAGAUUCAACAAGCAGCCAGUACAGAAGGUGGUUUACUGGAACUUAGUUUAGAGCAACAUCAGUUAGAACAUUUAAGGUCGCUGCUCAAAAGAUAUUCUCCUGUUGAUGAAGAAGAUGCCAAAAUUUGGAGUAAGGUGCGAUACAAUGACACUGGCAGCAGAGAGGAUAUACGCGAAGAAGUCAUUGAAAUGAUUUCAGGUGAAAGUUCCGAUGACAGUAAUAGCAGUUUAGAAAGUGAGAUUCUUAAACAACAGUCGAGACAGUUGUGGGAGUUGAGGGCAACUCUAGAAGAAGAAGAAGAUAAACUAAGUGAUACUCAGGAAAUCAAAGAUGAUCCUCCAGAAGAAGAAGCAUCAGAUCCGCAAGAUGUACUAGCUUCUCGUGCAACGUCUUUUGAGUCUAAUGCGGAUGUCUCCUGUGAUGAUCCUGGCUAUGAGUGCGACGAAAGUGAUUAUCUUCAACUGCCCUCUCAUGAAAUACGCCGAAAUUGCUAUAAGAGUCUUUUGACAAAAAGGCUACAGAAGAGAACACCUGGAACUGAAAGUAGUUUUGAUAGUAUAGAAAGUUCAUCCACAGAUCGGACAGAAGGUGCUACUACAUCGUUCGAGUCGACAACUGAUAACACUGACAGCACAGGGGAAGGGCAGACAAAUAGGUUACAGCAGAUGAAAGCCGACAGUGGCUAUAAAUCAAUGGAAAGCAAUGGGAAAGCUCCUCGUCUGUGCCGAAAGCAGUUACAGUUCAAUCUCGAAGGCGAUAGCUUAGAUCAGAUGACAACAAUGGAAGGAACAUUUGAGGAAGAACUUGAUGUAUUAUUCAAAGAUCCGGAUGCACAAGGAACUGUAGCACAAGGAACAGAUACUAUUAAGACCAAAUCUAUUGAAACUUCCAAAGUAGUAUCUUUUGAAGGUGUAACGAUAGAAGGCGAAAGUCUUCCACCGAGUGAACCCCAGGUGCAUAAAAAGAAAUAUAAGAGUGCCUUGAAGAAGCACUGCACAGAAAGUGAUAUCCAGUGGAGCGAGCAACAAAUGCUAACUGAAAUGACCGCUGAAUCACGAGGCAAAACAUCUGUUUUUCAACGGUUUUUCCGCUCAGGGCGCCUCAGAUUUGAGCAGAUGCAACAAUUUCGAGACUAUAGUAUCGACGAAAAAUCUGAUGCACUCUUCCGUGAAUUUUCACGGCCUGAUAUUGGUGACACUGAAUAUUAUCGUACCAGGGGAGCUCGGCUUCACACUCACAUGAGGCUUCACCACAGGUCUUUGCCGUCGACAGAGAGCAGUGGCAGCCCCCAUUUACCCCGAAAAGUGCUCUCCCCUCAACAAAGCAUUGAGGAGGAAAGUGGAGGAGAAGAAGAGAAGCCGGAGACCCGAAGCCCUCGUGAGACCCAAGCUCAGAUCCCUGUGAUAUGUCUCCCGCAAGCGGGAGAAGGACAGUAGUAAACUUUUUCAGAGAAUUCUCUUAUUUAUUACCAUAUCGUGGGACCGAAGCAUGUCAAAAAGCAUUACAGUAUUCAUUGAAAAUUGUACAGUGUGUUUGUUGCCCGAUCGCCGUCGAGUUAAUAUUACUUUGCACCUCUUUGCUGCCAGCACAGUCAUUCGUUUCACGUGUUUCCGUACAGUGGGAAAUCCUUUUACAGAAAUGUCCCCUCUACAGCACAAGUCUUUUCAUUUCCCAAGUCAUUUCAAGUCCCAAACAAAGGAAGGAGCUGUUUGUUUUUGCUCACUCUGUUACUCAAUUCAUUGCUAUUAUGUUCACAAAGUGCCAAGAUGCAGAAGAAUUCCGAGAGAGAUCAGAGAUCUUAAAAUAUAAAAAUAAACCUAUGAAUGAUUUUUUAAUGUAUGAUUGGGUGUUCAAGUUGGAAAGCGUCUCACUUUUUUUCUUGUUAUGUACAUAUUACGAGGAAACGUGCAUGUUGAUCUGUGUUUUAACUUACGCACCUGCAGAUAAUGGCAAGAAAUUUAAUUUUUUAUAAUGACGCCUUUGUUGCAGUCAGUUAUAUCGUCACUGUAUUCUUGUUUCAAAAUGAAAGUACUGCACCAAGAUGCAUUAUUUAAUUUUUUUUAAUAAAUUGAACUGCUAAAAUUAUAAAAAUAAAGAAAUUGUGACAAA